AGUGCAGCUGAGAGUAUGCUGGAUGUGGCCCUGCUGAUGGCCAAUGCCUCCCAGCUAAAAGCUGUCCUGGAGCAGGGGCCAAGCUUCCACUUUUACACCCCCACCAUCACCCUAAUCAGCAUCUCUCUGUGUCUACAGAUCACAGUCGGGGUCCUGCUUAUCUUCAUAGUUCGAUGGAACCUGAAUGAUGAGCAAAAACACCAGAGGCUGAACUUCAUGGAAAACUUGGCUACAGGUCUGGUGUUCAUCAUCGUGGUGGUCAACGUCUUCAUCACAGCUUUUGGAGUCCAUCGAACAAAUUACAGCAACUGACCACGCACACACACACAGGCACAUCUAUGUAUGUGUGUAUGCAUUAUUUUCACAGUCUUUCACUGCUCCCCUCUCUCUUUUCAAACAGGUAUUUUCUCUCCUGCCUUACUCUGCAGUUUGCUCCUAAAAACUUUCAUGUCGUCAGCAUGUUUUUGCUCUACUCCUCUUCUGACCGGACCUUCACAAUCACCUACAUGACCUACAAAC
Messenger RNA from Maylandia zebra (zebra mbuna), 519 nucleotides. RefSeq names its product ninjurin-1. The record is from RefSeq and is a predicted model, not a curated record. Lineage: Eukaryota; Metazoa; Chordata; Actinopteri; Cichliformes; Cichlidae. Gene Ontology annotation, biological process: tissue regeneration; cell adhesion. Gene Ontology annotation, cellular component: membrane.